Messenger RNA from Anas platyrhynchos (mallard), 711 nucleotides. It is a transcript of the gene NDUFS5, whose product is annotated as NADH:ubiquinone oxidoreductase subunit S5. Gene Ontology annotation, cellular component: respiratory chain complex I. Gene Ontology annotation, biological process: mitochondrial respiratory chain complex I assembly. NCBI's taxonomy places the organism in Eukaryota, Metazoa, Chordata, Aves, Anseriformes, Anatidae. The record is from RefSeq and is a predicted model, not a curated record.
GGGCAGCACGACAGCGGCCGCGCUUGACGGCGGCGGGCGUCGCGCUAAGGCCGGUGAAGGACGGCGGUGCCGGUGCCGCUCCCGGUGCCCGUCCCGGUGUCGGUCCCGGUCCCGGUCCCGGUGUCGGUCCCCGCCGGCCGCCGCCAUGCCGUUCCUGGGGCUGCAGCGGCAGCUGGGCAUCGACCUGGACAGCUGGCUGCUGCGGCAGAGCGCGGCGCAGCCCCACGGCAAGGCCGGGGCCUGCCACGCCUUCGAGCGGGAGUGGGUGGAGUGCGGCCACGGCCUGGGCCAGACGCGGGCCCGCCGCGAGUGCCAGCCCGAGUACGAGGACUUCAUGGAGUGCAUGCACCGCACCAAGCUGGCUGCACGUCUGAAAAAGAUCCUGGACCAGCGGGACAAGAUGAUCAAGGAAGGGAAGUACACCCCGCCCGACUACCAGAAGAGCCAGGAAGAGCCCAGGCCUUGAUGCGCUGGGACCCCACCUCAGUCUGCAGCUGAGCAGUGAAGCCCCUGCAAGGAAAGCGCCCGGCACGGCUGGGCUCUGCUGCGGCUGCUCCACGCACUGCGGGGUCGGGGCUGCCCGAUGACCUUGCCCUGACUGGAGGGGAAUGACACCUGUGUCAGGCAUUAAUUCCCUGCUAGUAAAUGUUUCCUUUGGAGCAGCACGCGGCUCUGUCGUGUCCUUCUGAAUAAAAUACAUCUGAGUGUCUC